This is a messenger RNA of Linum tenue, 228 nucleotides long. NCBI's taxonomy places the organism in Eukaryota, Viridiplantae, Streptophyta, Magnoliopsida, Malpighiales, Linaceae. The record is from the annotation of a GenBank genome assembly.
AUGUUGGGUAAACUGUACUCAUACGCAACCCUUGUGAUUUAUGUUGGGUUCACCCUUGAUCUUUGUGUAUUUGAGGCCAUCUCCGACGACCCCGGGUUCCGCGGCUCCUGGUUCGCCGGCACCGUCAUCCGCCGCGAGGCGAAGAACCCUAAUCGCUACGUAGUCGAGUACGACCAGCUCUACGAGGACGAAUCUGGGGAGAAGCUGUUGCAAGAAACCCUCGAUUAG